Molecule: messenger RNA, 2048 nt
Organism: Dipodomys ordii (Ord's kangaroo rat)
Lineage: Eukaryota; Metazoa; Chordata; Mammalia; Rodentia; Heteromyidae
Gene: Lamp1
Product: lysosomal-associated membrane protein 1
Exons: 9
Coding region: 81-1301 (406 amino acids)
Cellular component (GO): membrane
Source: RefSeq, a predicted model, not a curated record
UGCUGCUGCUGCUGGCGGGACUUGCACAUGGUGCCUCUGCAGUGUUCACCGUGAAAGACAGCAAUGGAACGACUUGCAUAAUGGCCAAUUUCUCUGCUAACUUCUUGAUGAGCUACGAGACUGAGCAUGGUUCUCGGAAUGCGUCCAUCAGCCUGCCCCCCUCUGCUGAAGUACUGAAUAGCAGCUCCUGUGGAGGGAGAUCUUCUGACCCCAGUCUCACAAUUGCUUUUGGAAGAGGAUACUCACUGACUUUCAAUUUCACAAGAAAUGCAACACGUUACCAAGUCCAGACCAUGCGCUUCACUUAUAACAUGUCAGACACGAAAACUUUCCCCAACGCCAGCUCCAAGGGAAGUCAGUCUGAGGAGUCCUUCACUGACAUCAAAGCAGACAUUGACAAAAAGUACCGGUGUGUCAAUGCCAUGCAGAUCCACAUGCAUGGUGUGGUCGUCACACUCAAGGAUGCCACCAUCCAAGCCUACCUGUCCAACAGCAACUUCAGCCAGGGAGAGACACACUGCAGGCAGGACAAGCCCUCUCCUACCACCACGCCUCCUGCACCUACCACUCCUCAUGCGCCUACCACGCCUCAUGCGCCUACCACACCUCCAGCACCUCCUGGACCUACCACAGCUCCUGCACCUCCCGCCCCUACCACACCUCCACGUCCAGCACCCACAGCUGGGCCCACAAGCCCCUCGGUGUCCAGGUACAAUGUGAGCGGCACCAACGGGACCUGCCUGCUGGCCAGCAUGGGGCUGCAGCUGAAUCUCACCUACGGGCGGAAAGACAACACGACUGUGGUCCGAGUGUUCAACAUCAACCCAAACCAGACCAGAGCUUUUGGGAGCUGUGGUGCCCAGAUGGUGGUCCUGAACUUGCACAGCGAGGAGGGGUUCUUCCUGACCUUGCAGUUUGGCAUGAAUGCAAGUGCUAGCCAGUUUUUCCUGCAAGGAGUCGGGUUGAACAUUACUCUUCCUGAUGCCGAAGUGCCCAUGUUCCAAGCUUCCAACAACACACUGCGAGCCUUGCAGGCCACCGUCGGGAACUCCUACAAGUGCAACGCUGAGGAGCGACUAUACGUCACCCAAGCCUUCUCCCUCAACAUCUUCAGUGUGUGGGUGCAGGCAUUCAGAGUGGACGGGGACAGAUUCGGGUCUGUGGAAGAGUGUCUGCUGGACGGGAACAACAUGCUGAUCCCCAUCGCUGUGGGUGGCGCCCUGGCGGGACUGGUCCUCAUCGUCCUCAUCGCCUACCUCAUUGGCAGGAAGAGGAGUCAUGCCGGCUAUCAGACCAUCUAGCCGGCCGGUAGGCGCUGUGCGGACCUGCGGGGUCUGUGCUCUGGUCCCCGUGCUUAGGUGAAUGGGAGGGGAUGAUACUUUCUGGCAAACUGUUUUCAAAUCUGCUUUAUCAAAUGUGAAGUUCAUCUUGCAACAUUUACUAUGCACAGAGGAGUAACUAUUGAAAUGAUGGUGUUAAUUUUGCUAACUGGGUUAAAUAUUUUGCUAACUGGUUAAAUGUUAAUAUUACCAAAGUAGAACUCUAAAGGAGGACAAGAGUGCUUUUCUGAAUUGGCACAGGCUCAACUCUCAUUCGACGUUUUAAGAUUUGGUGUUUGGUUUCUUCAUUCUUUGCUCAGAUUUAAGCCUUACAAAGGGAAUCUCUGGUCUGAACUCUGGGGACUGAUGGAGGGUGGCUGAUCACUAAGCCUUCACAUUUAAGAACUGAAGACAAAGCAGAAGCGCUCGGCGUGAACAUCUGGACGCCCAGAUUGCACUGUUAGAUGUGGGGGACCAUCAGAUGUCUCCCACAUUCUGCCAGCUGUGAGCUGGUACUUUUUUAGUAUAAAAGGGGCGUUUUUUAUUUACUUUUUGUAAAGUGGUUUUCAGUCUUCUGUUGGCAUUCAGGACGACCCUGUUUCUGCACUGUGUACAAGAAUAUUCACUCCGCCAGUGUAGCCGUGGUGGCUGGAGGUUGUACACUGAAGAUCGGCUCACACCUAACGCAUUGCCUGUAACAAUGCUAAUAAAAAGUCUCCUUUUUCCGUC